Molecule: messenger RNA, 1938 nt
Organism: Mollisia scopiformis
Lineage: Eukaryota; Fungi; Ascomycota; Leotiomycetes; Helotiales; Mollisiaceae
Product: alpha/beta-hydrolase
Exons: 1
Coding region: 1-1503 (500 amino acids)
Source: RefSeq, a predicted model, not a curated record
AUGUACCUUCUUAUUCUCACCAGCCUCACAGCUCUGGCAUUACCUGGUACCUGCUUUCCAGCCUGCUUUCCUGCUGUACAUGAUUUGCACGUCAAAACCGACAGUGGGCUGCUUCUUGGCUUUGUCGAGCCAUCCGCUCCCAACGUCCGUCAAUUUCUAGGCAUCCCAUUCGCUCACCCUCCAACUGGACCAAGAAGAUGGCUUCCCCCUUCGAAAUUGCGCUCAAGUGCACCCCUCAAUGCGACCAACAUCGGACCUGCCUGUCCGCAAAUAGCCUUCGAAGGUGCAGAGUCCGGUUUAAGCGUGUAUUCACCAAGCGGUGGCAACCAAACUGAGUACUUUCCUCUCGACUCAUUCAGCGAAGACUGCUUAACACUCAACGUUUGGGCGCCGUCAAGCGCCAAAAAACAACUACCAGUUAUUGUAUGGUUUUACGGCGGAGGCUUCAUCCAAGGAGGAACAAGUUCACUGUAUUUUAACCCACAAUCCUGGAUCCAACGAACUCAAGAGCAUAUCGUCGUCACCGUCAACUCCAGAACAAACAUAUUUGGGUUUCCUAACGCCGCGGGCGUGGCCGAGCAAAAUCUAGGCCUACUUGACCAGCGUCUCGCUCUUGAAUGGGUUCGAGACCAGAUUGCCCAUUUCGGUGGAGACUCGUCUAGAAUCAUUGGUUGGGGUGAGAGCGGAGGAGCAGAAGCCGUCGACUACCUUAACUUUGCAUAUCCUUCCGAUCCAAUCUACAGCGGCACAAUUCUCGACUCCACGACUGCUCUCUUCCCCAAAAAAGGAGGUCGAACAUUCGACACAGCUCGGACGAACUUCACCGCUGUUGCAGCGGCACUUGGCUGCCGCAACGCAAGCUCAGAGAUCGAUUGUCUGAGGGACAUACCGUGGCAAGACAUCGAAGCCGUCCUUGCGGCAGACCCGACCUUGAUGUUCCUACCCAUCGUCGACAACACCACCGUCUUUGAAAACUACACCGAGCGCUAUUCAAUAAACGCCAUAUCCUCCGUCCCCGCUCUCAUCGGCACAAACCAGCACGAAUACAACGAAGGGAUCCCAAGUCCCCUCAGCCUCACAUUCAACCAAUCCACUUCAGACAGGGAUACAGACGAGAUCUUCCUGUGCAGCACAGCGCGCACGUCACAACUCCGCCUGAGCCGCAACCUCACCACGUACAGAUAUCGAUAUGAUGGUAAUUUCUCUAACAUAUCGCCGCUUGCUUAUCCAGGGGCAUACCACGCCUCCGAGCUACCGUUGAUAUUCGGGACGGAGGGUGGUUUUCACGGAGCAUCUACCGCGUAUGAAAAGACAGUUAGUAGAACGAUGCAGGACUUUUGGCUUGACUUUGCGAGAGAUCCGGAGCAUGGGCUGCGCAGAGCCGGAUGGGGGACUUAUGCCGAAGGCAAGGCUGUGUUGCUUGGUGAUGUGGAUCAGCCGGUGAAGGGUAUUGAUGUCUCACAGCUCGACGACGUCUGCAGUACACUUCCGGUCAUCGAAUAAGGGAAGCUAAUGAGGUGCUUAAAAGCUCCUUGCGAGAAAGAAUUUCGGGGCAUGGUGUUGCGGGGGUUGUGAGUCUAGAUGUUGAGAGAGAAGCAACAGAGGAAGAGGAGAUAUGGUGUUUGAGGGUUAGUGUGCAGUUUGUCUUGUUGCUUCUUGGGGUUGGGGUUGUGGGUAAGGAUAGGGAAGAGGUGAGGAGCUAUAGGAGAGUGGGGUUAGUGGACUUGAGUUUGGGGUGGUUGCCGAUGCAUGAAGAUGAGUAGGUUGACGCUUGUUUGAUGGUCUUCUGGAGAAUUUUCAUGUCUAUUGAAAUCAGAUAUGGAAAGAGAUGCGCUCAUAAGGCCUGAAAGCUCUAUGCCUGAAUGCUCAAGCAAUUUGAAGGUUGUUUAGUACGGUCACGUGGAUCUAUUUCGAUCGAUCCCGAAUAAAAUACCGCAG